CCAUAGAUUUUAGAGAUUUAAAAUCUCUAAAGCUAAAAUCCACAAUACAAAAAACAACAAAAAAACAUAACUUUCUACAAAAUCUACGGAUUCAAUAAAUCCACGCCCUAAAUCCCAUUCUCCAAACGACCCCUUAAUGGAUUCUUCUGGAUCCAAAAACCAUGCCAAUGUGUAGAGGGUAACUUUAUCUUCAAAACAAACAUCUACCCUUGAAUUUUCACCAGCCAAUUGAGAGAACCAGGCCUCCAAAUUAGCUAGGUACCAUGAAUUCGAAAAAUGACUUGGCCAAAUUCUGUCUUUCUUUUUCUCAACUUCAAUAGUUUCUUCGCCAAAUAAUAAAAACAUGUAGAUUUGGCCAUUUGAGAUCAUAUCAUCCUCAACUCUAAUCUUCGUCGGGCGCCGACAACCACAUGCAAGCGGCGCCACCUGCUGGAAUAAACCAAUGAUGAAGGCAGGGGAAGAUCGGUGUUGGAGAAAGAGAAAUCAAGGACUCUGGACUUUGCAUGCGGUUAUGGGAGUGCGGAGAGGAGGCCGCCGCCGGUGGUCAGCGUAGGUAGCAGUUGGGUUUGGGUUGGGGAGUCAAGGAGAGGGAGUCGGGGGAGAGGGAGGUGUAUACUGGGGGAGUCGGAGAGAGGAAGGUGUGAACUGGGGGUUGGGUUUUGUAGGAAGGCAUAAGAAGGAAUGUGAAUCCCUCAAUUUGUUCGAGAAAAUCGGACCGAACCGAUAUAUAUUUUGAUUCGAUCCGAUAUAUAUUUCGGUUCGAGUUUGGUUUAAGACUUUGAGGAAUUAGUGGACCCAGUAUUGUUAAUUUCGAUUUGGUUUCGAUCAAACUGAACCGAUGCCCACUCCUGCUAAUAGAAUCCUAAUUCCUCCAAUUGGAACCACUUGUGCUUCCCUGUGCUAGUCCAAAAAUAACAGUAGAUCGAGGAGUUUCAUCUACGGAUGGCAAUUUGAAGCGACCGCGUGGCUAUUACCCGAUCUGACCCGCGAUGGGGUGGGUAUUACCGACCUGCAGUUAGGACUGCAAAUGAGCCAAGCUACUCGCGAGCAACUAGAGGCUCGAAUCGGGAAAAACUCGUUCGAAACUCGAUUCGUUUACUGAUGACCCAAACUUGAGCUUAGCUUUGUUCAGCUCACGAGCUAGCUCGUCUCGGUGGAUUGUUGAGCUCAACUCGUGAGUUGGCUCAUUUAGAGCUCAUGAGAUGUCUCGAUAUUGUUGUUUGAGGGCCAACUUGAUCACCGACUUAUGGACUAAUCGAUCUAAUUUGGACUUUCAUAAUUCAUAGGAUUGUUAAGUUAUAUAUCUCACAUCAUGUGAAGUUUAACAUGUUGAACAUGUAAGAAAAUAUGCCUUAUUUUUAAUUCUAUAAAGAAAUUAUAUACAAAAUUGUUUCGAUAAUAUGAAAUAACAUGAUUUGAACUAGUUAAAAUUUAUUAACUAAACAAUAUGACACCUACAAAUUAUAAUAUAAGAUUAAUUAAUGUUGAACAUUUGAUUAUUUUUUUAUCGUUACAUCAAUCACAUGUACCAUACACGACAUACAAAAUGAAUGUAUCAAAUACGAUUUAAGAAUUUAGUAAACAAGCCUAGCUCGAACUUGACUCGACUCGGCUCGUUAAUAAAUGGCUCGGGCUCGAGUUCAACUCAUUUGUUAACAAGUCAAGCUCAAGCUAGGGUAAAACUCGGCUCAGGUUGGCUCAUUUGCAGCCCUACCUGGAGUAGCGUGGAGCGGGACAUGUGUAUCUACUUCCGACUUGUCCUGCCCCACCUUUGCAAGGAUAGCAAUAAAGAAGUUUGAAAAUUCCAAAUCCAAUGAUUUGAUAAUUAAAAAAAGGGUUAAUAACAUUUUGUACCCCUCUAUUAUUGUCGAUUAACAAACGUACUCCUUUAUUAUUUUUUUGAACAAACAUACCCUUCUAAUAUUAAAACGUAAUGAUUUUACUCUUCUAUCCAAUUUUCUGUUAAAUAACCAUUUAAUAGACUGAAAAUUUUGUGAUUUGCUUCAAUUUUCUUCAGUUUUCUAGAUUGGUGUUGAACAAUUUGUAUGGUUAAUUUGUGAUUUGCUUGAAUUUUCUAAAAUGGUGUUUUAUAUAUGGAUAAUUUGUGUUGAGAGAUUACUAUUUUACUUUUAUUUUGAUAGAAACUUGUUAUUCUAAAUUUUUUACGACAAAAAUCCAUGGGUACCCAUAAAUCCGCGGAUACCCAGUGAGUUGGAUUGAGUUUGAGUUUUCCAAACCCAAUAGAUUUUAUCCCAAAUUUUUUCACGGAUAAACCCGAUCCGACCCGACCCAUUGCCAAACCCGACCCGUUGCAAUGCUAUUAACUCUUAAAAAAUGUGAUGCAAACUUACAAGUAAUAUUUUCGCUAAAAAAAAGUAUUAAUCAAAAUAAAAUAGGGGUGAAUGCGUUACUCCCCUCCCGUCCCAGUCAGUACUCAGUCACCGUCUUUACUCUAUUAAACCCUUUCUAAAGUUCCUCCCAAAUCCCAAUUCUCAUCCUCGCUCCACUCUGCUUCUCCAGCAAAACCCUAGUAAGAGAGCGCAAAACCUCCCAACCUCUAUUCCAUAGCCACACUUUUCCGAUCAUGGAUUUGAGCCCAGAUUUCCUCGCCCAAUGCUUCGUCAACACUUUCUCCGCAGUGCGCGAGCCCCGCAAGGCAGCCGAGGACCGGUUGGCAGCAGCCGCCGACGCUCCGAACUUCGCCCUCGCUGUACUCAACUUGGUCGGCACUCCGACUUUCGACGAGCAGAUCCGUCACGCAGCGGCGGUCAAUUUCAAAAACUACCUUCGGCAGCGCUGGGCGCCGGCUCAGGAUUCCGAAUUCAAUCCGAUCCCAGAUGAUGAGAAGAACCAGAUCAAAACCCUAAUCGUUUCUCUCAUGCUCUCGUCUUCUCCCCGCAUCCAGUCGCAGCUCAGUGAAGCUCUUUCCCUCAUCGGGAAACACGACUUCCCCAAAACGUGGCCCUCCUUGCUCCCUGAGCUCAUCCAAAGUCUCCAGGCUGCUUCACAGUCCAACAACUAUGCCACCAUCAAUGGUAUUCUUGGAACGGCCAACUCUAUCUUCAAAAAGUUCCGCUAUCAGUAUAAGAGUAAUGACCUUUUCAUUGAUUUGAAGUACUGUCUCGAUCAGUUUGCUGCUCCAUUACUUGAAAUUUUCCGUAUAACUGCCGCUUUAAUUGACUCAGCAGUUCGCUCUGGGGCUGUUUCAUUUGAGGCUUUAAAACCCUUGUUCGAGUCACAGAGGCUCUGUUGUAGGAUCUUUUACUCUUUAAAUUUCCAGGAAUUGCCCGAGUUCUUUGAGGAUCAUAUGAAUGAAUGGAUGACAGAGUUUAAAAAGUACUUGACCUCUUCUUAUCCUGCCCUGGACAAUAGUGGCCCUGGACUUGCUGUGGCAGAUGACCUUAGAUCUGCUGUAUGCGAGAAUAUUAGUCUUUAUAUGGAGAAGAAUGAAGAAGAGUUCCAGCCCUACUUGAAUGAUUUUGCCCUUGCUGUUUGGACUCUGUUGGUUAAUGUGUCUCAGAAUCCUGCUCGUGAUAAGUUGGCUAUUACUGCCAUCAAAUUCUUAACUACAGUAAGUACCAGUGUGCACCACGGUUUGUUCGGAGAGGAUAGCGUGAUACUACAGAUUUGUCAGAAUAUUGUGGUUCCCAAUGUUCGCUUGAGGGACGAUGAUGAAGAGCUGUUUGUGAUGAAUUAUAUAGAGUAUAUCAGGAGAGAUAUGGAAGGUAGUGAUCUUGACACAAGGAGGAGGAUUGCAUGUGAAUUGCUGAAGGGGAUUGCAACGAACUAUAAGAAGCAGGUAACAGCUAUAGCCUCAGCUCAGAUACAAAACUUGUUGAGUUCCAAUGUUAAUAAUCUGGCAGUGAACUGGAAGGACAAGGACUGUGCGAUAUAUUUAGUAGUGUCUCUUGCGAGCAAGAAAUCAGGGGGUGUAGAUGUUUCAACCGACAUAGUUGAUGUUCAAAGUUUCUUUACUUCAGUUAUAGUGCCAGAGUUACAAAGCCAAGAUGUUAAUGCUUAUUCAAUGCUCAAAGCUGGGGCCCUUAAAUUCUUCACUGUCUUCAGGAAUCAGAUACCUAAGCAUCUUGCGAUUCACUUGCUUCCAGAUUUGGCUCGGUUCCUUGAGGCAGAGUCAAAUGUAGUUCAUUCUUAUGCAGCCAGUUGUAUAGAGAAACUGCUGCUUGUCAAGGAUGACAGAGCACGGGCAAGGUAUAAUGCAGCAGAUUUGGGUCCAUUCAUUCUUGUGCUGAUGAAUAACCUUUUUAAUGCACUGAAGCUUCCAGAGUCUGAGGAGAAUCAGUAUAUCAUGAAGUGUAUCAUGCGAGUUAUAGGAGUGGCAGAAAUAAAUGCAGCCAUUGCUGAUCCCUGUUGUAUUGGGUUGACCACAAUCCUCAACCAAGUAUGCAAAAACCCCAAAAAUCCUAUCUUCAACCACUAUCUCUUUGAGUCAGUAGCCAUUCUUGUCAGGAGAGCAUGUGAACGGGACAUCUCUCUUAUACCAGCAUUUGAGGCAAGAUUAUUCCCCAGCCUUCAAAUGAUCUUGGCCAAUGAUGUCACUGAGUUCUUGCCUUAUGCCUUUCAACUCUUGGCUCAACUAGUGGAGUUGAAUCGGCCGCCUAUUUCUCCUAGUUACAUGCAAAUUUUCAUGCUCCUCCUCUCUCCUGAAUCAUGGAAUAGAAAUUCGAAUGUUCCGGCCCUUGUUCGUCUACUUCAGGCCUUCCUUCAGAAAGCACCACAUGAGCUUCACCAAGAGGGAAGGCUGAGCCAGGUGCUUGGAAUAUUUGAGCGGCUUGUAUCAUCUCCAAGCACAGAGGAACAAGGUUUCCAUCUUCUGAACACCGUUAUUGAGAAUCUUGAGUUUCCUGUCAUUGCUCCGUACAUGGGUCACAUCUGGGCUGCUCUAUUCACCCGCCUGAAGAAGAAGGAGACAACAAAGUUUAUCAAGUCUCUUCUGAUAUUCAUGUCCUUGUUUUUGAUCAAGCAUGGUCCUGGAAACCUUAUUGACACAAUGAAUUCGGUUCAAGCAAAUAUAUUUACUGCUAUCUUGGACAAGUUCUGGAUACCAAAACUCAAGUUGAUUACUGGACAUAUUGAAGUUAAGUUGGUUGCAGUUGCAUCUUGCAAACUUAUCUGUGAAUCUCCUGUUCUUGCGGAGCCUGCAGCUGCUAGUAAAUGGGGUAAAAUGCUGGACAGCAUUGUUACUCUUCUCUCAAAACCAGAAGAACAUAGAGUUGAAGAGGAACCUGAAAUGCCAGAUGUUGCUGAAAAUGUUGGCUAUACUGCAACUUUUGUCAAUCUUUACAAUGCUGGAAAGAAGGAGGACGAUCCUCUCAAGGACAUAAAGGAUCCGAAACAAUUCUUAGUGGCUUCAUUGUCGAGUCUUUCUGUCACUUCUCCUGGAAGGUUUCCACAGUUAAUCAACGAGAACCUAGAUUUAGCAAAUCAGACUGCACUGAUGCAGCUCUGCAGCACCUAUAACUGUCCAGUUGUUUGAGUAAGAAGCUACCUCUGUCGAGUGUUAUCGUUUGCCUGUUUCCUUUGCAGUUCAUUGCUUUAUUUUCCUUUUUGUUCGUCUGAACUUUUGAAGUAUGUUAAACCGGAAUUUUUUAUUAUCAAACUAGUUUGGAUUCUCUGAGCUCGUAAGUGAACAACCUUUUAAUAUAACUGACAUUUUCCUUGCAUGUUACUCUGGGCUGGCAUGUGGUUUUAUACUCUUACCAUUUUAUUUUACAGACUCGCCAAUAGUAACCAUCAAGUGCUGGAGCGAUGAAGUUUGAUGCGUUUGGAGAGUAGGUGCGUCCCGGUGAAGUUCAGUCUGGUGUCUGAAGUUUAUGGUCGAUAGACAUGUUAAGGGGUGUAGUUUUGAGCUUACGUACUUUGAAUGGAUUGGCCAUAUACUGGAUGAAGUUGUUACGUUAGGGGAUUUGAGUGUUUUUGUUUGUCGACUUGUCUUUUGAGUCGUGCGGCAAAGGUUGGAGAUUGGCAGUCAAUUGUUGAUGAAUCCUUGUAUUAUUGGCAGUCGAACUUAAUUGUUGAUGAAUCCACUAAUUUUCUCUUAGUGGAUUGUUUUUGUUAUGGGUUCUUCGUGUCUUCCCCACUUCUCUCUUGAAUGUCGUGCAACGUCUAUUUACUAGGCAUCGUUUGGAAGUUAGAUUUCAAAUGGAUUUCAAAUGGUGCAUUUGGCCAAUAUAUGUAAUUCGGAGAAUUUGUCGUUUUUAUCUUAAAACGAAACACAAUACUUAUAUUUGAGUAGAAGAUUAGACCAUAAAAAUCAUUCAUUAUGAAUGAUUGUCAAUCUCAUAUUUUUUUUCCUAUUUCUUUAGGGAUAAAAAACAAUGUAUUUGUCUAAUUCGUAUUGAAACAAUACAUAUAAUUAGAAUUAUAUAAGUUGAUUAAAUGCAUCAAUUUAGAGAUCCUAACUACUGGUCACCGGACAUGACCUAGGUGUCCUUGUUCUGUUUUCUUGAGUAAGUCAAGGUUUGAUUAAACUUUAAGGUUGUCAAGCUGAUUAUGCACGUUGACCUGAUCAAGUAAGCGGAAUAAGGAUUAAUUCGUUGUAAUGUGCAUAUUAAUAUAUAUAAACCUAAAUUAUUAUAUAUAAACCUAAAUACCAUCUACUAUUCUGGGGAGGGGUUUGAAUAUGCUUGGCUCAACCCAAAAACAACUCCAUCUUGCAUUUGAGUCCAACAUUAAAUUAGAAUUACAACUACCAAUUUUAGCAUAGUUUUAAGACUUUGUUAUAAUGGUUUUAACACCUUUUACACAUUGUUUUCAAAAUCGGAUCGGUAGCUGAGCUGGACGAUUUAGCAUGGUUUAUGGUUCAACUGUUAACCUCUAUAGAAUCGUUGGUUAACUAUUGAUAGAAUUGUUCAUGAGCUAUAACAUAAAGACAUAUUCUAAUUUAGGAGGAAUUCAUUACUUACCAUAAUCAAUUUCAAAUGCAUAUCAUCCACCACCAAAAGUAGUAGAUUAAAGUAGUAAUUGAGUUUGGAUGGUUAUGGUUUACGUUAAUUAUUUUGUUUCUUAUUUUUUUGUGGUUAAGAAGGUGAACUAGUGGACCAGUCAAACUGGAGUGGCUCAUUGGGAUCAAUGCAGUCAAAAGCGCGAUUCUACCUAAAAGCGAAAAUUGGGUAAAAUCGUAAAGCAUUGAAUUAAAGCAUAAAUGCGUAAGUUUUUUUAAGCAUCCUGUAUAAUAGCUAAAAAUCUGUUAAGUAAGGCGUGUACUAUAUAAAAUAUGAGUGUAUAGAGCUUAGAUAAGUGAAUAUAUACAUGUAGUUCCUUUCUAAAGUAAAGCAAACUCAUAACAUCUUAACAAUAAGUUCACAAACAAGUUAAGAAUCCAAAUUUUCACAAACUAUUUUGGGUAAAAUUGUAAAGCAUUGAAUUAAAGCAUAAAAGCGUAAGUUUUUUUACGCAUCCUGUAUAAUAGCUAAAAAUCUGUUAAGCAAGGCGUGUACUAUAUAAAAUAUGAGUGUAUAGAGCUUAGAUAAGUGAAUAUAUACAUGUAGUUCCUUUCUAAAGUAAAGCAAACUCAUAACAUCUUAACAAUAAGUUCACAAACAAGUUAAGAAUCCAAAUUUUCACAAACUAUUUUAAGUUUACACGAUUACAUGCGAGUUUAAUAAUCCAAGUUACCGAAAUAAAAAUAUCACACAAAUAGUUAUAAAUGAUAGAAGGAAUUUAUGCUAUACUACAAUUUAUCAUUUCGCUUGUCCGAUUGUUAGUUAUCAUAGAUAUGUCAAACAAAAAAAGUCGUAACUUAUACUAUAAUUCACAUAUAUUAUUUAUGUUUAGCAAAUGUUAUUGAUAAAUUAAUCAAUUGGCUUUACAUCAUGUUUGAUUUUAUUUUAUUUUACCCAAUCCCAUUAAUCACUCAAGCAAGUUUUCUUGGCAAUGUCAUUUAUUUGAUGAUUACUGAAAGUUUUUUUUUAUUGUGUUCUUCUGUUUUGGCUAUGUGCAGAGUCGGUAAAGAACAAAGAGGAAGAGGCAAUAACGUUUUGUACUUUAGUCGGGUGGGUGAAAAGAAGAGCUUCGAAUUGAGGAUUACGGUGAGGAAUCGAACGAUGCGGAGGAGAAUAUAGAGGCGGGUAUGGGUUUGGUGGCAGCGGUGGCGGAUGCUUCUUCGUCUAUUGAGAAGGAUUGCGGUGGGCGGCAGGCAGCAAUGUAACACCCUACCCUAUACGUUUUGCCUAAUCAUAUUGUUCAUAAAAUUGCAGCGGAAUUAAUCUCGGGUGUUACAUUAAUUAUCAAAAUUUACCCAAAUAAAAUUUCGACAUGAAUUACUCGCGUAAUGGGCUAACAGUUCUUGCAACUUAUCCUGCAAAAUAAUUCAUCACAAACAUAUAUACUCACAACCAUAUGCAUUGGCUUUUCUUAGCCAUAGUCACACUUUUCAUACUCCACAACUGCAUACCAUACUUAUACAUACCAUAAUCGUCACAACUUACACAGUUACACAACAUAUACACAUAUCAUCAACUUUCCACACCUGUGGAUAUCUCACACUACCUCAGAAGCUAGUAUGCACAUGAAAAACGUUCUCAAAACAUUUUUACAAAAAGGUGUGGAUCACUGGCCAAAAUCCUGAGUAGUCGUCCAAGCACAGAAUAGUUGAAGACCAUACCUCAUCCUGGCUUCAACUCUAGCUCCUCUCCCACCUAACACUUAUCUAUUGCUGCUGCUGAUGAUCUGCUUUCACAUAGCAUAAGUAGAGAAGAAGAAUAAAAGGGGGUCAGCUCAUGGCUGAGUGAGACAAUCAUUGCAUCGUGAGUUCAUAACAUAGCAUACCCCUACCAUACAUCUAGCAAACAAGCCAAAGCACUAGGAUCAGACCUCAGCCAUCUGACAUCCCAAUAGGCAAAAGACUCAACCACCUUGACUUAUUCAUAUGCAUCUUAUCAUGUUUUACUUAUAGGCGCCUGGCUACUCCCAUGCUAAUUACUCUCCCGAGAAUACAGACCAAACAUCUCGUGGAUGUGGUCAUAUCGGACCCACUACUGCCGGUGUAGUCAUAUCGGACCUGACAGCACUCUGGGUGUGGUCAUAUCUCAUGAUGAAUCAACGGUCAACACCACCUCAGGGGUGUGACAUAACAUAUCAUAACAGAGUAAUAGCAUGGGGAGCCCUAAUCACUAUGUAAUUAACUAUGAGACCAAAGUAUUCUUACUUGGUAUCCUUAUACAUGAUCUAUAUCUCAUCUUGCUUAAUCAUAAUUCAUUACUUAGACAUGUUCUUGGCCUGGCCACAAUUGGCUCAACAUAACCAUGAGUCGUAUAACUGCACUUCCUCGGGAUAAACCCUCGUGCAAGUCAUCCUCCUUAAACAUCAAAAUAUCACCCCGGGAAGUUUAUUUCCUCCACUUGUGAAUCCAAAUACAACCACAAUAUCACA
Linum trigynum is the source of this 9390-nucleotide messenger RNA. NCBI's taxonomy places the organism in Eukaryota, Viridiplantae, Streptophyta, Magnoliopsida, Malpighiales, Linaceae. The record is from the annotation of a GenBank genome assembly.